AUGGUCACCAUCUACUACUUCCCCAUGCAAGGCCGGGCGGAGGUGAUCAAGCUGCUGUGCGCCUAUGCGGGCGAGAAGUUCGAGGCUGUCGUCCACAGCUAUGAGGAGCAGAAGAGCAACCUGGACGCUUUCCCUUUCGGGCAGGCCCCCAGGCUGGUUGACGGCGAUGUGGACCUUGUCCAGUCAAACGCCUGCGUCCGCCACCUGGCGCGGAAGUUCAGGCUCUAUGGCGCCAGCGAGGCAGAGAUGGCCAAGCUGGUGCCCCAGGUCGCUGCGGGGGAAGGGGGUGGGAGGGGCCCUGACUCGCCCGAACAGGUCGACAUGAUCAUGGACGGCGUUGAGGACCUCAGGAACAAGUACACGGCCCUGAUCUACGCAGCCGAGGCCAAGGCGGCGUUCUGGGCAAAGCACUGCGACAAGGCCGCGCCGCUCACGCAGCCCAAUGACGGCGCGCACGCCAGGUACCUGGCACGGCUGCUGACCAAGGCCGGCGGCGAAUGGUUUGUCGGCGGCGGCGUCACCGCCGCUGACCUGGCGGUCUAUGACGUCAUCCACCUCCUGAUGCGCCCCGCGCUGUUCCCUGAGGAAUUCAGGGCCGCGUACCCCAAGCUGGCGGACCACCAUGACCGCGUUGAGGCGCUCAAGGGGGUCAAGGAAUACCUGGCAGGCCCUGACCGCCAGGCCAAGAUCAACUACAACGGCCUCGGGUGA
Monoraphidium neglectum is the source of this 711-nucleotide messenger RNA. RefSeq names its product flagellar associated protein. The coding region runs from base 1 to 711 and encodes 236 amino acids. Lineage: Eukaryota; Viridiplantae; Chlorophyta; Chlorophyceae; Sphaeropleales; Selenastraceae. Gene Ontology annotation, molecular function: glutathione transferase activity. The transcript is spliced from 9 exons. The record is from RefSeq and is a predicted model, not a curated record. Gene Ontology annotation, biological process: glutathione metabolic process.